Molecule: messenger RNA, 246 nt
Organism: Fusarium falciforme
Lineage: Eukaryota; Fungi; Ascomycota; Sordariomycetes; Hypocreales; Nectriaceae
Exons: 2
Coding region: 1-246 (81 amino acids)
Source: RefSeq, a predicted model, not a curated record
AUGUUAUUUUGCGGACUAUUCAUUCUGGCAACAUGCGCGUCCUGCGUCGCAGCUGAUUCCGGUGAUGAUUUCUCCAACCACCUCUUUUCAGACCUAGUGCCGCUGCUGGCGCUCUUCGGUGAACGAGUCACCAUGCAAUUCAUGAGCCAGUCCACGGGCUGGGCUGAUAACAUCAUCCUCGCUAUGGCUCCGUUGGGCAUCAUCACCAUCAUUGUUAGCGCCAUCCGCGUGGGUGGCCCUUCGUAG